CUGAUAGUGAAGAGCAGAUUGUUGUUUGGGAGCUGAGCUGUGUGACCGUUACACAUUAACUGAGAGAGCCACGGUUUAAAAGGACAACUUACAAGAACAUAAAUAUAUUUUUAACCCUGUGUAUUAAACCCUGAGUCGAGUUUAAUCUGCUGCAUCGAGCGACAAAGAGCCCGGAAACAUGAAAUGGAUGUUCAAAGAGGAUCACUCGUUGGAACAUCGAUGCAUAGAGUCAGCCAAAAUCCGCAACAAGUACCCUGACAGGGUCCCGGUGAUUGUGGAGAAAGUGUCUGGAUCACAGAUAGUGGACAUCGACAAGAGGAAGUACCUGGUGCCCUCUGACAUCACAGUGGCUCAGUUCAUGUGGAUCAUCAGGAAACGCAUCCAGCUGCCCUCAGAGAAGGCCAUCUUCCUGUUCGUGGACAAGACGGUGCCUCAGUCCAGCAUCACGAUGGGGCAGCUGUACGAGAAGGAGAAGGACGAGGACGGCUUUUUAUAUGUGGCUUACAGCGGGGAGAACACCUUUGGUUUUUAAACAACGAGAAGCCAUGAUCGUGACCGGCCUUACCUGCGCGACGCCCACCCACAUCUAAUCACAGCCCUCACUCGGCCCCUGGAGAACCCCGCGGGAAACCCCAGAGAGAUUUCAGAGACAUGAACGUACCAGAGAGACGGACCGAUGGCUCACCUGACUGGAUGAACAUAAAGGAGUGCACCAGUGUGUUUGUUCUGGCCCCGUGUUGCACCAGUUCUUUAAAGAUUCCUAGAUUGAGUUGUGUAUAGUGUGUUACAUUUCAAUUAUUUUGUGUUUGAUGUUGUGAUUCGAGUGUUUGUAGGAGGAACUUUUGAUUUUUUUUUUUGUUUUGUUUUCACAUUUUAAAUGCGUGAAUGAGUUUGCUUUUAGUUAUGCUUUCCUCUUUGAAGACAAUAUUUAAAAAGAACUUUUAAUUUAAAUAUUUGAAAUGAAAUUAGGAUGACCUAACCAAUAAAAAGAUUAAAAUUAAA
This is a messenger RNA of Epinephelus moara (kelp grouper), 1002 nucleotides long. Its product is annotated as gamma-aminobutyric acid receptor-associated protein-like 2. Gene Ontology annotation, biological process: macroautophagy; autophagy of mitochondrion; autophagosome assembly. Lineage: Eukaryota; Metazoa; Chordata; Actinopteri; Perciformes; Serranidae. Gene Ontology annotation, cellular component: autophagosome membrane; cytosol; autophagosome. The coding region runs from base 179 to 532 and encodes 117 amino acids. The transcript is spliced from 4 exons. Gene Ontology annotation, molecular function: ubiquitin protein ligase binding. The record is from RefSeq and is a predicted model, not a curated record.